This is a messenger RNA of Geodia barretti, 357 nucleotides long. The record is from the annotation of a GenBank genome assembly. NCBI's taxonomy places the organism in Eukaryota, Metazoa, Porifera, Demospongiae, Tetractinellida, Geodiidae.
AUGUCGGCUGUUGGAAAGGAGAUUCCUAAGCUACUGGCCGUGACUCUGAUCCGGAGCGGCAUAAGCAAGCCGUACUGGCAGAAGAGGACGCUCAAAGCCCUGGGGCUGGUCAAGAUGCACAAGACAAUUGUCCACAAGAACACGCCGUCGGUUGUAGGGAUGCUGAGCUCGGUCAAGGAGCUGGUGCACGUGAGCCCCGUCGUGCUCCGCUCGGACCUAGAAAACUCUCCUAACAGGGGCUCCUUUUUUCUCGACAACGGAGAAGCAUUUGUGGACCCGUCAUCACCAGAGAAUACUCCUGGUACACCUGAAAGAACUGAUAGCAGCAGCCACACAGACAAUAUUUCACCACUAUAA